Molecule: messenger RNA, 2227 nt
Organism: Wyeomyia smithii (pitcher-plant mosquito)
Lineage: Eukaryota; Metazoa; Arthropoda; Insecta; Diptera; Culicidae
Gene: ninaG
Product: neither inactivation nor afterpotential protein G
Exons: 5
Coding region: 235-2169 (644 amino acids)
Molecular function (GO): oxidoreductase activity, acting on CH-OH group of donors; flavin adenine dinucleotide binding
Source: RefSeq, a predicted model, not a curated record
GCUUACAUUUCUUGUGCGAGUAUUAAACGCUUUGCGCGGGCUAAUAGGAUUACUGGCGAAAAAGUAAACGUCCCUCAAAAUGUGAAGAUUCCUACUUGCUUGUAAAUUUUCGAGUGAGUAUAAUUUAGUGCAUUAUUUCUACACCUAGUGCUUGAAGCUGCGGUGUGUUACAAACAUAAACGCGAACUUAGUUACAAUCAAAACCUUGCGUCUUUGAGAGCUUGUCCUAUUACGAUGGGGUUGCUUAAAAUUCUUAUAAUAUCACUAGCAACAUUACUGGUAGUUUUAACAACAACCUUGUCCGUGACCUGGUUAAUUCUUGGUUAUGAUCACAUUCCCAACAAAGUGGCAACGGCAAAAUCUCUGCAGAAUUCUUCUUUCGAUUUUAUAAUUGUGGGUGCGGGAACAGCAGGAUGCGUGUUGGCCAAUCGUCUUUCAGCAGUUGCUAACUACUCCGUUCUACUGAUAGAAGCGGGAAAUAUUUUUGGGGCAGCAUCCAUAGUUCCGCUUCUUAGCACGGCCCUGCAGCUGACCAAAUUCGAUUGGGCUUUCAGAACAACCCCACAAAAGUACUCAUCUAGGGGGUUAUUUCAGCAGCAACAAUUUAUACCGCGUGGUCGUGGUCUCGGUGGAUCGGGACAAAUUAACUACAUGCUACACUUCACCGGUGUUAAGGAAGAUUAUGACCGUUGGGAACGCUUGGGUGCACAUGACUGGAGUUACGAACGAAUGAAACCUUAUUUGGAUCGAUUCGAGGGAAAUCUAGCAGACAAGACAAAUGAAAACAAUAAUAACUGUCACUCUGAGCAACAACGGGAAGAACAUUUUAAGUCCAAUCCCUACCCGGCAUUUCUGACAAAUAUCAGCAAUCGUUCGGUACCAAAGUUGUGCUUCCGAGCUGCCCCAGCUGGUCAAUAUUCUUCACAACCACCAAAAUUGCACGUCAAAACUAUUGACCCAAAAACAAACAAUCUCACCAGUGCCUUUCUGCGCGCUCGUUCGGAGUUAGGUUUGGAGCACAAUUUCAACGCAGCAAAGUACACCAUCCGUGAUGGAAUCCGUUGGAGCACCUAUCACGAGUACCUACGGCCUGCAUUCGACCGAACCAAUCUACGCAUUCUACCCGACACCGUGGUACAGAAAAUUAUUUUCGACAACCAUCGAACUGCGAUUGCUGUUUCGAUCCUGAAUCCGAACGAUGGCAGCUCAAUUGAAAUCAGAGCCACGAAGGAAAUAAUCCUCAGUGCGGGUGCAAUUCAAUCUCCUCAACUGCUGAAAUUGUCCGGCAUUGGGCCAACUCUCGAGCUCCAGCGGCACGGAAUUCCCGUCAUUCAUUACUCACCUAAUGUUGGUCAAAACUAUUUUGAUCAUCUGAAUCUUCCGCUGUUCGUGUCUAUCAAUCAAACGGCCAGUGUGACUGUAGACAAGAUUCUGAACGUUGGCAACAUUUGGAAUUACCUUUCCAAAGGUAGUGGAGUCCUUUCCAGCACAGCCGUGGCUGGAAUCGGAAGUCCACGAGGAGCGAAGUACGGGAUUAUCCUGUUCGGAAUGGGUAGCGUUGAUGAGCAUGCGUUAAGGCACGUGUCCAACAUGCACCAGGAUGCAUUCCGUGCCCAUUUCCCUUUGUAUUACAAUAGUAGCCAGGAGGGAUUUCUCUUCCUCAGUACGUGUCAUCAACCGAAAAGUCGUGGAGCGGUUUACCUGCGCGAUCGCUAUGCGGAUUCACACCCGUUCAUCAAUCCCAACUAUUUGAAGGAUAAGUUCGAUAUCGAAUGCAUGGGUGCAGCUAUUCGACUGGCCGCGCGGACAAUUGAAACUAGUCCGUUCCGUCGCCUGAAUGCUACACUACAUUGGCCGAAGGUGACAGCUUGUGCUAAUUUCGGACCAACUGAGGAAGACUUUCGUACCAACAGACCAGAUGAUCGCUACCUGGAGUGUAUUUUACGAACGUCGGCAUUGACCGGUCAUCAUCCCGGAGGGACGGCUGCUAUUGGAUUGCAUUCGGAGGCGGUUGUGGGCAAUGAUUUGAAGGUGCGAGGGGUGAAAAACUUACGCGUAGCGGAUGCUAGCGUUUUUCCAGCACCAGUUUCCGGGACACCGAAUUCGGUUGUAGUUGCCGUGGCAGAGAAAGCAGCUGAUGUGAUUCUUAGUGAAUACAGUAACAGGUAACAACUUUUCUUCAACAGUUAUAUAGUACCUUAUUUUUUAUUUUUGAAUGUUAUAUAAA